Messenger RNA from Theobroma umbraticum, 2771 nucleotides. RefSeq names its product ubiquitin-specific protease 18 (gene UBP18). Gene Ontology annotation, molecular function: cysteine-type deubiquitinase activity. NCBI's taxonomy places the organism in Eukaryota, Viridiplantae, Streptophyta, Magnoliopsida, Malvales, Malvaceae. Gene Ontology annotation, cellular component: nucleus; cytosol. The record is from RefSeq and is a predicted model, not a curated record. Gene Ontology annotation, biological process: protein deubiquitination.
AGGCCUUAUUUCUUUUGAAGUAAGAGAUCAAAAAAUUCCUCUGCGUAACCGAAAGCUCUCACGCGACCUGGCUUCCUCCUUUCUAACGUGUUACACAAGUUGUAGGAAACGGUGAAGCCUUGGCUAAUUUUGAAUCUUGGGUGUCUGAGAGUAAGAGUAAUUAAUAGUUUUAUAAAAAGGGGAGAUAAAUUUGGUGAGGGUGGGGGAAAAGUGUGGUUGGGAGAGUGGAGGCGAAGAGGAAAAAAAUCGAUGAAGAAAAACCCUAGGAUCGGGAUCGAGGAGGCCGUGUAGAUGCAUGUCGGGGGAAUAACGGUGGAUCUAAAUUGGUUCCUGCAAUUCAUAUUUACGCUUUUUAUAUUCGCAUUGGGGGCUCUCCACUUGCUCAAGAACACGGCGUCGAAGUACUUCGAAGUCGACGCCAAUUUCGAUCGUGACCAAACAAUGCGUUCAAUUCCCAUGGACCCAGACCUCUCUCCUUGCGCCGUUUGCUCUAAUCCCGCCUCCAAGAAGUGCUCUCGUUGCAAAUCUGUUCGUUAUUGCUCCUCAGCUUGCCAACAGGUGCACUGGAAGGCUGGGCAUAAGACAGAGUGCAAAGUAAAGUCAGCACAGACUGUAAGCACAAAACCAUUUUUAGGAGUUGCUCUGGUUCCUGCCAGUGGAACCUUUACGGUUAUCAAGAAGCCAAGAGAGGUUCUUUUUCCAUAUGAUGAAUUUGUAAAACUUUUUAACUGGGAGAAACCAGGAUUCCCUCCAUGUGGACUCUUAAAUUGUGGAAACAGCUGCUUUGCCAAUGUGGUUCUGCAAUGCCUUGUAUCCACUCGACCACUUGUUGCUUACUUGUUGGAAAAAGGCCAUCGGAAAGAAUGCAGACGUAAUGAUUGGUGCUUUAUGUGCGAAUUUCAAACUCAUGUUGAAAGAUCAAGCCAAAGUCUGCAUCCUUUUUCACCAAUUAACAUUCUCUCGCGGUUGCCUAAUAUUGGAGGUAAUCUUGGUUAUGGAAGACAGGAGGAUGCACAUGAAUUCAUGAGGUUUGCUAUUGAUACAAUGCAAUCAGUUUGCCUUGAUGAAUUUGGUGGAGAAAAAGCUGUUGAUCCUAGCUCUCAAGAGACGACCCUUAUUCAGCAUAUAUUUGGUGGUCAUCUACAGUCGCAGGUGAUUUGUACAAAUUGCAAUAAGAUUUCAAGCCAAUAUGAAAAUAUGAUGGAUUUAACUGUUGAAAUUCAUGGAGAUGCUUCAUCGUUGGAGGAAUGCCUUGAUCAGUUUACUGUUAAAGAGUGGCUUCAUGGAGAUAAUAUGUACAAAUGUGAUGGCUGCAAUGACUAUGUCAAGGCAUGGAAGCGCCUUACUGUACGAUGGGCUCCUAACGUUCUUACCAUUGCCUUGAAAAGAUUUCAGAGUGGCCGGUUUGGGAAACUCAACAAAAGAGUUAGCUUUCCUGAGACCUUAGAUCUUACCCCUUAUAUGAGUGAAGAUGGAGAUGAUUCCAAUGUGUACAAACUUUAUGCAGUUGUUGUCCAUGUGGAUAUGCUGAAUGCAUCCUUUUUUGGUCAUUACAUCUGCUACACAAAAGAUUUCUGUGGAAACUGGUAUAGAAUUGAUGAUUGUAAGGUUACGAGGGUUGAAUCGGAAGAGGUACUUUCUCAGGGAGCAUAUAUGCUUUUAUAUAGCAGGAUUUCUGCACGCCUGUCAUGUCUUAGAACCUCUGGACCUCAGAGGAUGGAUGAACAGAAACCAAUGAAAGCUGAACUAGAGCAUUGUCCAAAGGAACAAAUUGAAUGUGUACCUGGAAAAGAUUCUGUUAAUUCUUGUAAUCAUUCUGCGUCCCUGUCACUAAAUGGCAGUUUGCAUUCAGAAAUUCCUAGGCAUGGAGUUGAGUCAUCUAAUGGAAUGAUUGGUGAUGCUGUUCCUGGACGUAAGGAUGGUGAUGUGGUUAAGUCAAAUUCAUAUCUCUCUAAGGAGGUUUCCAUCUGUUCAAAUGAGUCACCUUUCCAGAUUGAUUCAAAAGCCAGUGGAGUAAAUGGUGCAGAUAUGGAUAGGGUUGAUUCUACAACAGUGAGAGAAAAUCCGGAGAAUAUGGACACCAUUAGUGCUCAGCCAUCAUCUUCUGAUACAAAGAAGGUUCCUAGCUGUGAUAAAGAUCUGGUUGUUGCAGCCAGUUCUGAAGCUGUAAGAGAACACCCAGAAAGUACGAAGAUGGUUGAAGUGGAGCAAUAUUCAUCAGUUACAAGAGAAAUAAAAUGCUGUGAGCCAGAUUCGCAAGUAACAAUUGAUUAUGUAAUGGAAGACCCAGAAGACAGCUCUGAACCAAGUCCAUCACUCUCAGGGGAUAGCAGCAGCAGUUUUUCAUUUUCAGAUGAGACAUCUCCGGCCACCAGAACCACUGGCUUGAAACGUGAAUUAUCCUUACAACACGAACGAGGGAAUGGGAUCAAGAGAGCUGAAAUAGCGGAUGGCAGUUAGCAAUAAUUGGCUGCAAUCUCUCGCUAAUUGUUUUGUUCAUAAUUUUUUUAAUCAUCCCAUCAUCGAAAGAAAAGAAUGAGUUGGGUGUCUUUAUCUGGGGUUUCGUUAUUUACAGAAAUCUCAGAUUCUAUUGUACCAAUUUUUAGAUGGCCCAUAACCAUUACAUAACGGAAGAAUAUGGUCACAAUCAUUAGCAGGAAUUCCUUUGCUAAUACUUUUAGCUCAGCCCUUGAAUUACUUGUUAGUCUUUUAAGCUAUUAGUGGACGUAUCCAACUUUGGCAUUACCUUUGUCAAUUUACUUUGCAACCAA